This is a messenger RNA of Drosophila willistoni, 1480 nucleotides long. Its product is annotated as lysosomal aspartic protease. Gene Ontology annotation, cellular component: lysosome. The record is from RefSeq and is a predicted model, not a curated record. Gene Ontology annotation, biological process: cell death; proteolysis. Bases 70 to 1278 code for a protein of 402 amino acids. Lineage: Eukaryota; Metazoa; Arthropoda; Insecta; Diptera; Drosophilidae. Gene Ontology annotation, molecular function: aspartic-type endopeptidase activity. The transcript has a single exon.
UUUUGAUUUGACUUCAGAACUGAAUAUCAAAGCGUCUUUCCCAGCCUUUCACAUCCAGAUAUAAGCAAUAUGGACAUUGAUUGCAUUAAGACUAUGGGGAUGCAGAUGCAAAUGCUUGUGUUGGCACUUCUUCUAUUGACCGCAUCUUCGAUGGAACUAUAUCGUGUGCCUUUGCAUCGAUUUCCCUCGGCUCGUCGUCGCUUUGAACAGUUUGGCAUACGGAUGGAGCGUUUGCGUUUGAGAUAUAGUGUAAUGCCACGUGAUGGAGAGAAAUUGAGAACUGAACCACUGACAAAUUACUUGGAUGCACAGUACUUUGGACCAAUUACCAUUGGGACACCACCGCAGAUUUUUAAAGUCAUCUUUGAUACGGGUUCGGCCAAUCUUUGGGUACCCUCGACUUCGUGUUCCCCUGCAUCGGUCGCCUGUAUGAUUCAUAGUCGUUUUCAUGCCAAAAGAUCGACUAGUUAUUAUCCCAUUGGAGCACCAUUUGCCAUACAUUAUGGUUCGGGAAGUUUAUCGGGUUAUCUAUCAAGAGAUACCGUUCGUGUGGCUGGUUUGGAGAUAGAGAAUCAAGUUUUUGCCGAAGCCACUAAUAUGCCCGGACCAAUAUUUUUAGCUGCCAAAUUCGAUGGAAUAUUUGGUCUGGGCUAUCGCAGUAUAUCAGUGCAACGCAUCAAACCUCCUUUCUAUGCCAUGAUGGAGCAGAAUCUCUUGGCCAGUCCGGUGUUCAGUGUCUAUUUGAAUCGAGAUGUGGCAGCCAAAGAGGGUGGAGCUCUAUUCUUUGGUGGCUCGAAUCCACAGUAUUAUACUGGCAAUUUCACCUAUGUUCCGGUAAGUCGUCGUUCCUAUUGGCAGAUCACAAUGGAUUCGGCACACAUCAAGGAUUUGAAUCUAUGUGAGCAGGGCUGUGAGGUUAUCAUAGAUACGGGGACAUCCUUCCUGGCAAUGCCCUAUGACCAGGCAAUGCUUAUCAAUAAAUCGAUUGGCGGCACUCCAUCAUCCUAUGGAAUGUUCUCUAUACCCUGCGAACAAGUGCCGCAUUUACCCACAAUGACGUUUCAAUUGGGGGGUAGAAAAUUUCAUUUAGAAGGACGUGAUUAUAUCUUUAAGGAUACCUAUCAGGAUGGCAUUGUGUGUGCCUCGGCCUUGAUUGCUGUUGACCUACCUUCGCCCAGUGGUCCAUUAUGGAUAUUGGGUGAUGUAUUUCUAGGCAAAUAUUAUACAGAAUUCGAUAUGGGUAAUCAUCGCAUAGGAUUUGCCGAUGCCAAAACUUGAGCCUAAUAAUAUUGAGUGGGCAACUGAGAAGAAAAUCAAUUUCAGUAUUCAUAAUUUGUUAGUAUUUUCAGAGAGUUAAUUAGCAUUAAUGUUAUUUAUUAUAUUUAUUUUAUAUAGAUCUUAGUCUAUGAAGUUUUAAUACAAAGUAUGAAAUGGGAAUGAAGAAUUAAGAACAAAUUAAAUUUCCCUUAAAUUACCACGA